Messenger RNA from Adineta ricciae, 1671 nucleotides. Lineage: Eukaryota; Metazoa; Rotifera; Eurotatoria; Adinetida; Adinetidae. The record is from the annotation of a GenBank genome assembly.
AUGGCCCCUGUUGCGUACGAUGCUAAUGCUGGUGACCUAAAUAUGGACGAAAUCAAUGCUCCGACAAAAACAACAACGGAAUCACCAUCUCUAGAUAGUAUUAUUCGACAAUGUGGUGAUCUUGGACUUUACCAGUGGAUGCAUAUUUUCUUUCUAAAUCUGAUUUCUAUGAGUGCUGGAAUAGUUGCUUUCUACUAUGUGUUCGGUGCAGCUGAACCUCUUCAUCGAUGUCAAUUACCAUCAUCCGUAUGGCCACAUGAUACGCAUUAUUACUCAGUCAAUCAAACGCAUCAAGAUUUGAUCAAUACUUAUAUUCCAAAAGACAAAGAUGACAAAUUGGAUAAAUGCAUGCGUUAUACAACAGUUAAUCGGAGCCGAAUAUUAGUCAAUUGUCCGAACGGUUGGGCUUACGAUCGAUCUGUUUUCGGUUAUACAUUCACUGAAGAGGCUGAUCUUGUUUGUCGGAGUGAACCAAGGAAGAGUUGGUUGUCGACAUUGAUGCAAACAGGUGGUUUCUCAUUGGUUAUAAUCGGAACUUUAGGUGAUAAAUUCGGACGAAAGCGAACGACAGCUAUAACAACAGUUUUCCUAUUCGUAUUGUGUAUUAUGACACAAAUUUUCAUGCAAUGGAUUCCAAUGACAGUGAAUGUAAAAUUCGGCCUGCUGCUGGUGAACCAAUUGAUUUCUGGUCUAACAGUCGCAACCUACAGUAUGGCUUUCAUUCUGAUGAUUGAAUUAACAUCAGCAGCACAUACAAGUCUUGUGGGAAACACCGCACUAACUGCAUUUACAAUCGGAGAGGGUGUCCUUACGCUUUUUGCUUAUCUCACAGUCGAUUGGCAAAAAUUGAAAUGGGCUAGUACGGCUUUUAUUGGUGUUAUUCUACCCUAUCUCUACUUUAUGCCAGAAACACCGCUCUAUCUUUAUUCGAAACGGCAAUACACGGCACUCGAAACAGUUUUACGCCAAAUUGCAACGCGAAAUAAACGAAAGGAAAUCGACUGGUAUCCAUCGUAUCAAGAGUUUGUACACAAUCAAUCACUCAAUGAAGUUAACCUUGAAUCUAAGACAUCGUUUUCCAAACAAGUUCGCCAACUAUUUUCUCACAAAUCCAGUAUCAUCAAGUUAUUAAUCACCUGUCUUCUUGGUUUCACGACAUACAUGCUCUACUAUGAAAUCAGCUAUGACCUGGAAGUCAUCAACAUAUCACCAUAUCUUGGAGUCCUUAUUGGAGCUGUCGUUGAAGCGAUUGGUUAUGUAUCUGGUUCUGCUCUUAUUGUCACACGACUUGGUCGAAAAGGUACCUUCGUCAUAAUGAUGAGUCUAACGGCGAUUUGUAUUCUCAUCAUACCUUUCAUUGUUAAACAUAGUGCAAUCGGUACUGUGCUCGUGACACAAUUAGGAAAAUAUGCGGUAUCGGGAGCGAUUGCUGUUUCUUGGAUUUUCGUUCCGGAACUUUUUCAAACUUCAAUCCGAAGCACUGCAAAUGGACUCUUUAUUACUUUUAGUCAUCUUGGUGCUAUUAUUGCACCAGUAAUCAACACUUCCAUUAGUGACGAAUAUCUAUCGAUAUCGUUCUAUAUCUCAUCAGCGCUAGCCGUAGUCGUUCUUUUGUUAACGCUGAUUUUACCCGAGACAAAAGAUAAAUCGAUGGAUGUGGAACAAGAUUAG